CACAACUAUCGAUGGCUUAUUGCCGGCGAAAUUUGUUCAGUGUACAUGUGUUUCUUGUUUAUAAAUUCAAUUUAUUUAUUUAACGACAAAGAAUGGAGCGAAGCAUGCAAAAACAGCUGUAUAGCAUUUCACGAGAGUCAUCGCCAGGUGGGCGGCGUCUAAGUAUGCCCGCGGCAGCGGAUAACACACGCAAAUCAUUUUUUGGCGGCAACGCCAACCUUGGCCACUCGCCAUUGCCGGGUGGCUUAAAGAAAACUGCACUGAAUAAUAGUCGCUUGAGCUUAUCCGCGCGCUCCACCACCCAGUCUAUACCGGGCAUCAGAUCCGACUACAACGUCGUGGAAAGCUAUGGCCAUGCACUGCCCGUGGCCGUAAACGAGGCUCUCACCUUUGCCGGACCAGGUGCGAGCACAGUUUCAGCGAAAAUAACACAAAGUGGCUGGGCGUGGGUUGUGCAAGGUCGUCGUCUAUUGAUAUGGCAGUAUAAGGAUUCGUCUGGUGGUGUUAAGACAGGCUCGCCACCGCGACUUGGCAAACAAUUAAGACGCGCCGGCACCUCGGCCCAGUGCCGCGAACUGACUCUACCUUACAGCGAUAUUGGGCACAAGAGCGAAUUGGUCAGCGUGUUUCAGACAGAGGGUCAGCAGAUGGCCUCCUGCAUUGCAAUAUCAGCGACAGGCGAGGUUCGCUAUUGGGCGUCUAUAGCACACGAUAAUAAUUCCGUGGAUAUAUCAAUUCUUACCGGCCAGGAGUUUGUGCAACUGCUGAAUCUACCCACACAGCAGGGCUACCUGGCAAUAACCUCCACCUGCACUUUAGUGUUCCUGCGCGUAGGUCUUACCAGCGGCCGUUAUACACUGCACCACAAGACAAUCAAGCCGGCGACGAGUUUUCUUGGCGGCUUUGGCAAAAGAUUCGCUUCCAUGCUGAUUGGCAUGAACAGCGGAAGCGACAGGGAUCAGUUAUUGGUAGGCAUGUGCUCUGAGAGCGACACAAAGAACGGUGAAUCUGUUGUGGCGGUGCUUUCAGAUCGUGCACUUCAGCGCUGGCGUCUAUCCAACAAGGGCAACACGGAACAGCUGCUGUACGAGGAUGUGGAGCUGUUGCGGAAAAUGCGUGAUAUGCUGCUAUUUAAGUUUUGGAAUGUGCGUGUGCCCAACGAUAAUGUGGAGGUGGAUUUGCAUUUUAUGGAUUUCCAUGUGGUCAGAGGAAAUUACUAUAUACUAGUGGGUGCUGUCAACCCGGCACACACGCCGCAAAUGUACUACGCCAUUGUGGUGGCCAAGGCAGAAGCGGAGGGCAUGCAGCUGGAGUGCUUUACGCCGUUGAAGCUUAACAAAUUCUUUAGUAACAAGACGGUGCAGGAGUGUCUCAGCGUGCGCAUCAUUGUGGGACCCUCGCACAUGUAUCUGUACACGCCCAAAGUGAUCUAUCCGUUACUGUUGUCAAAUGCGGCGCCCACAGCCGAAAUGGAAGCCGAGAAAGUGGAGUUCCAUUUGCAUGAGGAUCGUAUACUUAGCGCUGCCGUCUGCAACCAUCUGCCGCUCUUCUUCAGCCGCACACAUGGGCUGGUAUCCAUUACGCCCGGCGACUUUGACAGCACUGAUUUGCUGAACAUGAGCAGCUGCAAUUCGCCAGAUCUAUUUGGACCCAUCUCGUUUAAUGCGAGUUUUAGUGCGCCAGAUCAGAGCAUGUUGGGCGACAGCUCCAAUAGCUUACCCAUGUAUCAGUUAGAUCCGGAUGAUGUGUACACCGAGCUCAACAAUGAAGUGGGUCAGCUCAAAGCGGCCUUCUUGUAUAGGCUGAAACGUAACAACAACAUGAUGAACACAAUCAUUGCGGAUCUUAUGGAGAGCAUUGCGGAAUCCGAUCCGAAAGGUGCGCCCUUGGAUGCCUACAAGCUAGACAGAGUUGUCAUCACUAUUGCCGAGGACUUGGCUGAGGACUUGCCCAUUGCUGAUCCGCGCUGGCAGUCGGCCAUCGAGGAGUACGAAGGCAAUCGUCACGCCCUGGGCAGCUCCCGUUCCAUGCAAAUCAUCAAUCAGCUACGCGACAAGAGCAUUGCUCUGCAGCAUUUUAUUGAUUUCCUACACUUCAGCGCAGUUUGGGAGAAGCUCAAUGCCAUACCCUGUGGCAGUAAUGUGCUCAAGCCGACAGCCUACAUACUGUCCGAUAUAAGUGAAAAAAUUGUGGCUGCAACGGCAUUGCGUGCGAUGCAGACCAAAAUGCCCAAGCUGGUGGAUGAGGCCAUUGACAUAACCGUCGCCCAAUGGGAGGAGAAGCCACAGGGCAGCCUCACUACCCAGGACAUCUUUUAUGUUAAGCUGUGCAAGUUUCAGUGCAUCUUUGAGGCGUUGGCUGACAUGGCAGAUGAUCGCAUUACAGCUCAAAAUCGGACCACAGCGUCAGUGGCGCAAUUUGUCGGCGACAUCAACUCCAUUGUGCUAGGCACGUUGGGCCAGGUAUUGAGGUUUCGCGAACAGAAUGUCAGCAGCUUUAAGCUGACAGCCAAUUCAUAUGAAAACCAACCCUGGACAGCCAUGUCGGGCACCGCGGGCGCUCACGAUGCUCUGACCCGCCUCAUAGAAAUAAGCGUUCGCUAUGCUGCGCAGUGCGUCAACGAGGCAGAGCUGAAGCAUCUUCUAUAUCAGCAAAUACUGGAGCUGGCAGACAUUGUUCUUGAGGGACGCAAGAACUAUUUGGAGAGCGUGCGCGAUACGGAAAAGUUUCAGGUGCUGCAGCAGCAGUUCGAGUCGCAGCGACGCGACCUAAUCUCGAUGCUAAUCAAGGAGCGACAGUAUGAAUGCGCUGCCAAGCUGGCUGAAAAGUAUUUGGACUUUCAGAGUCUGGUGCUCAUUUGUGAUGAGACACAGGACAAGGACCGUCUGGAUGACUAUACGCGCAAGUAUGAGGAAUAUGACUUCUCACAAUUCGCCAUCAAUUGGCAUCUGCGUCAACAGCGACAUGGUGAGGUCUUUGAACGAUUCAAGGGCAACCAGACAGCAUUGGCGCAAUUCAUGCGAGAUCAUCCGUCGCUCGGCUGGAUACAGCUCAUAUUCAACGGCGACUUCGAGCGCGGCGCCAAAGUGCUCUUCGAGCUGGCCCAAUGUGAGACAGAGUAUGUGGCACGCAAAAAGUCGAUGCUAUCGCUGUCCAAGUUGGCCGCCUUUGCAGCGGCCGAGGUUGAUUUAACAGCGCAAGUGGAGAAAAUCAAUGCUGAAUUGGUUAUCAUUGAAUACCAAUCCCAUUUGGGUCACGAUGUAUUGCAAAAUUUUGGGUUUGAUGCAAAUGAUCAGAAGGUGCUCAAAGUGGAGGAGAUUAUCAAUCUUUUCAUCGCUGAAGAGAACGAAAGCGCCACCGAAGUCGAAUUCCGCAAGGCCUUGGAGCUGCUCAGCUAUGUGGAUCAGCCGUACGAUUUGCGACACAAGGUCUGGUGUGCGAUCAUACGUCGCGACAACUGGACGGACUAUGAUACCAACAAUGCGCUCGACUAUAUACACAAGCUGUUAUUCUAUAAGGUCAUUGAACUGUCGCAGCUGAUGGGUCAGGAGUGCGACAGCGUUUUGCCGCCCAUGGAGGAUUUUCUGGACAGCGCAGAACUGGGUGAACUGCCACAGCAAAAAUCGUUUCAGUAUUUACUGAAGCUAGCCUAUGAGUAUGUGGGCGAUAUGUAUAAACAGACAGAAGACAUGGAUCUGUAAUCAAUUUUGGGCAUUUGCCAAUCUAUUAAAACCUAGUUUAAGAUACAA
Molecule: messenger RNA, 3749 nt
Organism: Drosophila montana
Lineage: Eukaryota; Metazoa; Arthropoda; Insecta; Diptera; Drosophilidae
Gene: Nup133
Product: nuclear pore complex protein Nup133
Exons: 9
Coding region: 93-3701 (1202 amino acids)
Biological process (GO): transcription-dependent tethering of RNA polymerase II gene DNA at nuclear periphery; poly(A)+ mRNA export from nucleus; protein import into nucleus
Cellular component (GO): nuclear pore outer ring
Molecular function (GO): structural constituent of nuclear pore; protein binding
Source: RefSeq, a predicted model, not a curated record